Messenger RNA from Malassezia vespertilionis, 1368 nucleotides. RefSeq names its product lipoyl synthase. The transcript has 5 exons. Gene Ontology annotation, molecular function: iron-sulfur cluster binding. The coding region runs from base 1 to 1368 and encodes 455 amino acids. The record is from RefSeq and is a predicted model, not a curated record. NCBI's taxonomy places the organism in Eukaryota, Fungi, Basidiomycota, Malasseziomycetes, Malasseziales, Malasseziaceae.
AUGGGGGCGCUUGACAUGUGGUGCCGGACGUGGCCGUUGCGCGCCUUGCGUAGGAGUGCGCCACUGAAGAUAUCAUACAGUCCAAAGGAAUACCCAUUUAGCGUCGACGGUGCACUGGACGAACACGGUAAAGUCCCUUCUACGCCGUACGACAGGUCGCCCCUACUGGUGUGUCCUUUGUUUGCAGAGCUGCAGAGCCGCUCUCGAGAAGGAGGCUCGCUUGAGGGCUACGGACUUGCCUUUUCCCAAGGCAGCGUGGAAAAGCCUGCGAAAGAUGCACCUCCGGGACUUUCACCAUGGGACCCGCAUGCGCCGAAACAAAAACGCACAGUGCCGAAUGGAACGACAGAAAAGGAGAAGUUUUUGUUGUACGUGUACAAACCACCCGGACGCUUUGCGAUCUAUCCCCAGAAGCUUUCUCUUAAUGAGCUUCCCAGUGGUCAGGUGAUGCGUACAGUGCUAGAUGACAUGCUUUCCAAGCCGGCGUCCAUCCUCGACAAUGAGGCACACAUUUAUGUAUGCACGCAUGGAACUCGCGACUGUCGAUGUGGCGUUGCUGGCGAUCAACUUUUACAUGCACUACGCUCCAAAGUGAAGGAGAACAAUACUGAAUGUGCUGCAAAAGGCACUAAACCUGCAAAGCAAGUCAAGAUAUUUCCUGUUAGCCAUGUCGGCGCGCACAAGUUUGCCGCGAAUGCUCUUAUAUACCCACACGGCGAUUGGUAUGGUAAUCUACGCGUUACCGAUGUUCCACUGCUUCUUCGCGCGGCACUUGCGCCUGCUUCUCCGCGGCACGAUCUUCAUGAUCUACGCGAACGUCUGGUGGUAUGGCCGCGAUGGCGCGGUCGCUUAGGGCUUUCUUCGUUGGAGCAGCGGGAGCAUAUGAGUAUAUGGGGACCAUCACUGGUUUACAGUGCACAGCUUAAACCUCGGGCGCGCCUUGGCACACCCGAGCCCACACCGAAAGAAGUACCCGUGUCCGAUACGGCGAUCCCUCUAAGGUUCCGCUCGUUUGAAGGCGAGUGGUUCGAUGCAACAGGCGUGCUUGGCGAGUCGCUCAUGCAAGUCGCGAAACGGCACGAUCUUCCUGGAAUUGAAGCUACAUGUGAAGGUGAGCUGGAAUGUGCAACAUGCCAUGCCUACUUGUGCGACGCGUUGCCUGGUGAUGCUAUGGGACGAGGCGACGUGGACAACAUGCCCAAAGACGCCGAUCAACUGUUUGGCCCGAUCAGUGACGAAGAAGACGACAUGCUCGAAUACGCUCUACGACUAAAGCCUAGCAGCAGGCUCACAUGCCAAGUCCGGGUGACGCGCGAUGUUGCCGCUUGGAUGCGACGCGGUGGGCGUGUAGAAUUACCGCAGUAUUAA